CGACUUCUGAUUCUCUGACAGCUCUGACUUCUGACUUUUAAGAUUUUUUUUGCUCUCUUCACUUUUAGAACUAUAAACUAAGCAAUCACAGUGCAAUAAAAUGCCAAAUAUGAUUAGAAAACGACGUCAAAAGGCUAUUGUUGGUGCUAGACAAAUUAGGAAUCGGGUACAUGCACAGUUAAACGAAUACUAUGCACAAGUGGAAAACGAAGAUAUGCCUAACUUACUAAAUAUGCCAUAUGAAGAGAAUAAUGGAAAUGUAGGUGACAUACCUGGAAGCUUUAAUGAACAUCUGGGGCGCACAAUGAGACAAGUCACACACCAAAGUUAUUCGAACAACUCAGUGAGAGAAGCAGGAACCCCAAUCAGACAGUACGGCAAUGAACAAGAAAAUCAAGUAGACCUGGACCAAGAAAAUCAACCGGACAGUGAACCAGACAGUGAUUACUGCUUUGAUGAUCACGACUCAUUAAGAAUAGAGCUUUCAAUUAGCUUUCAAAUUGCUUGCGUGACAGUUGUGUCAUUAUUCAUGAUAAAACACUGCAAUAUUUCUUGAUUAAUAACUUCGUCGAUAUUGCUGGCACCCCAUAUGUUAUUGGGAAAAGAUAUCUGAAGGUUGAAUCUAUGUUUGAGUACCCUCUGUCGUCAACAAAUUUGUUUGAAGCUGUCGUGUCUUGUUUAUCUGAAUUGGAAUUAUACCCCUUCCAUGUUAUCAUGUAUAAAUGUAUCAGAAUUCCAACCAGUUUCCCAGAAAUAGGAAAGUUUUUUGUGUCUCGUCUAUUGAACUUAAAAUUCAACUAAUAAUCUUAUCUUAUUUCACUAAUAUGAAUAAACAUUGAAAUUUAA
This is a messenger RNA of Daphnia pulex (common water flea), 846 nucleotides long. RefSeq lists its product as uncharacterized. NCBI's taxonomy places the organism in Eukaryota, Metazoa, Arthropoda, Branchiopoda, Diplostraca, Daphniidae. The coding region runs from base 101 to 556 and encodes 151 amino acids. The record is from RefSeq and is a predicted model, not a curated record. The transcript has 3 exons.